Messenger RNA from Rotaria socialis, 663 nucleotides. The record is from the annotation of a GenBank genome assembly. Lineage: Eukaryota; Metazoa; Rotifera; Eurotatoria; Philodinida; Philodinidae.
AUGGAUUCUGAUGAUCGAACUGAUAGUUUUCGUCAAUCUCAUACCAUGGAUCAAACAUUGACUGCUCCAUUAAAUAAUACGACUGAUUUUCUUGGAGCAGGAAAUGACCUUGGUCAAACGACAGUCAGUGCCGAGCUUAUGUUAGAUGAAAGUGCUCGAGAAUUACUUAAAGUUGGUUUUAAAAAAUUGGCUAAAAAAAAUGAUUAUAUUCGUAUAGAAGAUGUCGGUGAUGCUUUUCGUCAUUCUGGUCAAAAUCCAACCGAGGAUGUUAUUAAAGAUUUGACUGAAAAAGCGAAAGCAAUUAAAAUUAGAGUUCCUCAAGAAGAUGAAGACGAGGAUGAUAUAAAACCAUCAGAUGAUCAUUUAUCAUUUGCUGAUUUUCUGACAGCUGUUCAUGAAUACUGGAUACCACUUGAAAAUGAUAAACAACAAUUACAAGAAGCAUUUGAAACUCUUGACCCACAAAAUAAAUCAAAACUGAUGGUUGAUGAAUUUGUAUAUUUACUGAAAAGUUGCGAUUGGACAGACGAAGAUAUUGAACUAAUUCUAUCGCAAGUUAGCUGUGCUGAUGGCUAUUUUCUUUAUGAUGAUUUACAAAGAAUUCUUCUAACACCCGUUGAAUUACAGAAGAAAAAAUCGGGAAAAUCAAAAAAGAAAAAAUAA